UUGGGCAUUUUCUGAACUCAAAUGGGACCCAAUUCACUUGCAUCAUGUAAGAACGCAAAACGAGCUGUCCUUUUGCUCAACUUGGACUGGACCUCAAGCAUUUCCUAGUUUCUCUAGUUUCUUUCUACUCUCCUCAGUCCUUUCCCUUCGUCUCGUCUGUCUCGUCUGCGGUCUGCCACGAACUAGGGCUUCCAUUCCGAAAUCAGUUUGCAGCGUUCGAAGCUUAAGGCGAGGUUUCAGCGCCGGAAGUUAGGACCUUAGCUCGCUUUACUCCAAUCGCCGGCGCCGGAUCCCUACCAUUCGAAGACCGUUAAGAUGUGGGAGGAUGAGCCAAAGUGUAUAAAAGAUCACAACCGUCGGUUGCUGGCAGAGAAAUUUGAGCUGAAGAGAAACCUGUACAAGGCCUUCAUCAGAGAUCCCGAGCUUCCAAGUGAAUUGCGUGAGAAGCUCACUGCCAAACUGUCCAAGUUGCCGAGAAACAGCUCCUUCACACGAAUCAGAAAUCGGUGUGUCUUCUCCGGUCGCCCUCGCGGUGUUUACGAGUUCUUCAGAAUGUCUCGUAUUGUCUUCCGCACACUGGCAAAUCAAGGAAUGUUGAAUGGUGUGAAAAAGGCUUCUUGGUGAGCUGGUCGAGGCCGCGGAUGGAAUGUACACUGCAAGCCCCCCUAGUAAAACUUUCAACACUUUGUACCGUCAGAUGUUAGUGAUUUUAGCUUGAACAAAUUUCGACACCUCCGCUGGAAUAAGUGCUGCUGGCCUGAGUUUUUGUAAUGCUGAAACAGAUUCUAUUGUUUUGAAAAUUGGCAAAAACGAACCUGGAAAGCCAUGUCACCAUAAAGGCUUCGUGCUUGAUUAAGCUCUCACUGUUUCUAAUUUCUUUAACCAGCU
Molecule: messenger RNA, 888 nt
Organism: Linum tenue
Lineage: Eukaryota; Viridiplantae; Streptophyta; Magnoliopsida; Malpighiales; Linaceae
Source: the annotation of a GenBank genome assembly